Molecule: messenger RNA, 1092 nt
Organism: Funneliformis geosporum
Lineage: Eukaryota; Fungi; Glomeromycota; Glomeromycetes; Glomerales; Glomeraceae
Source: the annotation of a GenBank genome assembly
AUGUGUCGCAACAAGAGUGCUCGUCGUGAAGAGAAAAAUUUCCGUCGCGAAGAGAAACAUCGUCGUCGAGAAGAGAAGCAUCGGUUUCGUGAAGAGAAACGUAGUCGUAAGGCCGAAUUCAAAAUUGAAAUGAAAAAUGAGGUUAAACGAUUAUUUUCAACACCGGAAACAACACAACAUAUUGUGAAUGGUUUUUCAAAUAUUCAUUUCAACCAUUUUAAUAAUAUGAAUAACCUCCAACAACAAAUAUCAUCUGUAACAGUUGAACAAAAUGUUGCAAGUCUGAGAACAAUCUUUCCUGAAUGCGAUCCAGAAUAUCUUCGAAAUUGCCUUGCAAACGAAACAAGGGAUCAAGUAGCGGAAAGAUUAUUAUCCAAACCUUACCCUAAAGUCACCUCUGAAUCAUCUUUGACUCCGCCCACUGCGCCACCACUUCCGGAUCGCAUUGACCCCUUCAAUGAUGAAGUACCCCCAUCAUAUGAAGAAUCAUUGGAACAAUCCCCGCCGUUGCCAAAACGUCACCAAAGAGUCUCAUCAAUGGUUACACUACCAUCACAACAGACACGUGAAACACCGUCUUUCUGUCCCAUUAAUAAUAUUAUCUCAAAGCUUAAACCUUUGACGGUUGAGCAAGCAUGUCAUAAAUAUUGUAAUACUUGGACGCGUCCAACCCCAUCCAAUUUCAGGCCACAACCACUAUCGCAACCAUUCAAAGUGUUACCAAAAGAUAGUUAUUCAAUUCAAAGAGGAUUUACCAAUCAUUAUCCUUCAAAAGAACUAAAUUCCCAUAACAUUUCAAUAACUGAUUGGCAGUUUUUUAUCAACGGAUUAAAUUCAACCCUUGGUGCAAACUCGAUUAAUAGUGAUUCAAUCUCUGUUAGUUUGAAAUGGGUUUCAUGGAUGAAUGAAACCAUGGAUAAAAAACAAAUGGAAGCUAACGUUUUAGUAAUAAAUGAGUAUCUUGACAAAUGGAAUGAUUUUUUCUUUGCACCAAGAAAGAUUGAGGUACAAUUUUUGGAAGAUAAAACUUCGACAACCAUAAAAAAUAAACAUCAACCUUUCUUUCAAUAUUUAUUGGUGAAAUCGAUAUAG